AUGGCUCAGUCUCGCAGGUGGCUAUGUGUCCAGGCUGUCUUUUGGAGGUUUCUGAUGCGCAUUGGAAUGUUCCUCCAUGAUAUCGCUCCGCCGCGCGUUUCCAAACCUCGCUUUACUCGUACCGUCGAAUCCAAUUCCCACUGCCAGUCCGUCGUCAUCCAUUUCUACUGCCCACCAGACUACGAAGAAAAACGCCGACAAGGUCACCGGUUUCCCGUUACCGUUAAUUUCCAUGGCGGAGGCUUCACUCUCGGAUGUGCUACCGAUGACUCCCGCUGGUGCGACGCCGUGGUGCAAGAGGUUGGGGCGGUCGUCGCCAGUGUGAGUUACAGGCGAGCGCCAGAACAUCCAUUCCCAGCUGCAGUUGACGACGGAGUCGAAGCAUUGCUCUAUCUCGCCACCCAUGCGACGGAUCUGGGUCUAGACGUGAGUCGCGUAGCUCUGAGCGGGUUCUCGGCAGGCGGCAAUCUGGCCGUUACAGUGCCGCUGCGACUUCGAGAGCGACUCUCCACCGAGAUCAAAGAACACUUUGGCCGGGCGGAAUCCACACAACGGUUGGUUGACCAGGUCAAUGAGCUCAAUAUCGUGGCCCUUUUCAGUUGGUACCCCAUUUUGGAUUACAUGGAGUCCCGGGAUCAUCGCCGUAUGAUGAGUCUUAUGCCGGACAAGACUCUGCCAGCAUUUUUCACCAAUCUGUUUGAUGCGGCGUAUAUCCCCGACCUGGAUGAUCGGGCCUCCCCCUAUGCAUCACCCGUACGCGCCUCCGAUAGUAUGUUGUCGGAAGGUAUCCCACAUGACGUCUUCUUGUUCAUUUGUGAAUGGGACAUGCUCAUGAAGGAGGGUCAGACUUUUGUCCGUCGUCUCGAGGGGCUUGGGAAGCGAGUUCGCGCUAUGAUGAUUGAGAAGGCCCAACAUGGCUGGGACAAGUCGCCUAACCCAUUCCGUGAUCAGGCCGGCGUAGACGUUCUGUACCGUGACGCAUGCGCCUCCAUGAAAUCAAUUUUCGAUCGUUGA
Molecule: messenger RNA, 1014 nt
Organism: Penicillium verhagenii
Lineage: Eukaryota; Fungi; Ascomycota; Eurotiomycetes; Eurotiales; Aspergillaceae
Product: alpha/beta hydrolase
Exons: 1
Coding region: 1-1014 (337 amino acids)
Molecular function (GO): hydrolase activity
Source: RefSeq, a predicted model, not a curated record